UGCUCUCGCCUGGCCAAAUCCGAGAGGCCUGUCAACACUUCUGUUCUGCCACCUUCACACAACUUUGCGCUCCGGAGGCGCUGAAGGUCGAUUUUACUGUUAUUUCUCAUGAACACACACCAGUCUUCCUCGAGCCCAUGACCCAGCAAGAGCAGAAUGAGUUCAGAGAGAGCUGCGAGGACGCCCUGUCGUGGAUGCAGGCCGUCCAGGAGAGGCUCAGGCUCAAUGACAACACUCAGGGGCCCAGGGCGGCGCUGGAGGCCAGGCUGAGGGAGACAGAGAAAAUCCGCGAGUCGGAGCAGGAUGGUCGGCUGAAGAUGGACUUGGUGCUGGCGGCUGCAGAUACACUCCUGAAUAGCGGAGAUGAGGAAAUGAAGAACCAAACUCACUCCAAACUGAAAGACCUGAAGGCUCUGUGGGAGGAGACUUCAACCUACAUCAUCCACUGCCACAGCCGUAUAGAGUGGGUGUGGCUGCACUGGAGUGAGUAUCUGAAGGCCCAUGAGGAGUUUAACAUGUGGCUGGUGAAGAUGCAGAGGACACUGGAGCCACAGCUGGAACUGCAGCUGGGUCUGCGCGAGAAGCUGUGGCAGCUGGACCAUCACCGUGUCCUUUGCAGUGAUGUGAAGGCCCAGGCUCAGCUCCUGGAGAGGCUGGUGGACGAGGCUGCGGCUCUUCACAACCGCACACAGGACACCAGUGUGGACGAAAACGCCCAGGACGCACUGCAAGACGCCUACAACAACAUCCGCACCAAAGCAGAGGAGAGGCUGGCUCUGGUCCAGAAAGUGGCAGAAGAGGACCAGCAAUUCCAAAAUCAUGUUCAUGAAUUCCAGAAGUGGCUGGUGUUGAAAACAGAAGAAGUGAGUCGCUUCACAGAGCUGGAGGACACUUCUGAGAAUAGACUGGAGGCCCUGCAGGAGCUGGACGCCAGUAUAGCUCAUGAGGAAGAGACGUUACGGUACAUUGAAGGUUUGGCUGAGGCUGUGAAGGUCAACACGUCUCCGGCUGGAGCGGAGACCAUCACAGAGGAGGUGGAGGAGCUGCGGCUGGCCUGGCAGAGACUCCGUCAGGCCCUGGUGGACAUCCAGGAGGAACUGCAGAGCUUGCUAGACUCCCACAGUCAGUACCUGGCCCGCAGAGAGGAGCUGGUUGCUGGUAUCGGGCAGCUGCGGGCGCUGGUGCAGAAAAUGAGCCGCGAGCUGGAGAGUAAAGAUGGAGAGAGGACGGAGGAGCACAUGGUGACUCAGUGGAGGAAAUACACAGGCGUGCGGAACGUACUUUUGGCAGAGGAGCCGAGGGUAGAGCAGCUCAAAACCCAGCUGAAGGAGUUAUUCAGGUUCCCUCAGGACCACAGAGAGCUGUCUGAUGAUGUUCUGGCUGCAGUUAAGGAGUAUCAAAGUGUGAAAGGCCGUUCGUCCCGGCUGUCCUCGGAGAGUGAGACCGCUCUGAGGCAGGUUCUGCAGGACCCACUGCAUGGCUUUAGUCAGUGGAGUCAGGCUGUGUCUCAGGUUCUGGAGGCUUCAGCAGAAGUGACCGAGUUUUCCCACAUCGCUCUGCUCGUGCAGAAUAUUGAGAAGCUCCUAAAGCACAGUGUGCAGCUCCAAGAACGUUUGAGCCUGCUGCAGGUGAAGGCUGAUCUCCUGACUGCCGUUUUUGGGAAGGACAAAGCAGACAGUCUGCUGGAGGAGCUCACUGCGGACAUGAGGAAGAGGGAGCUGCUCCACAGCCAGCUUGUGCAGAGGAAGAGUCGACUACAGGGACUGAUCUCAAGGACGAAGGACUUUGGUGAUGCCUACGACUCUAUUCAGAAGAGACUGGCCUCCAUAAAGGAGAGAUUUCUUGCAGCAGAAGGGCUCCAACCUGACAUUCUUGCCAAGAAGAGCCAGGCUGACCAGCUAAAGGUCAUUAAGAGGGACCUGGAGGACAGUGAGGCUCACAUCACGGUUUUGGAGACGCUGGUGUCGUCCAGCCCGACGAACAGGACGAAGUUUGAGCGCCUCUACGCAGACUGGAAACUGCUCUAUAAAGCAGUUCGGGUGAAGGUGAACGAAAGUGAGGAGAGCAUUUCUGAGCACGAGAAUUUCCAUGAGAGUCUGCUGAACGUGGAGAAAUGGCUGAUGAUCAUGAGGCAGAAGCUGGAGUCGUUCCGCGGGCCGAACGGGGAGUGGAGCGUGGAGAACCGGCAGCAUGAAGCAGAGAGGGCGCUGGGGGAGUUCCCUGAGAAGGAGCUGCAGUUGCACCGGACCGAGGGACAGGGUCAGGCUGUGCUGGCCAAAACCUCUGAGGAAGGCAAAGUUCACAUUCAGCGAGACCUCAAGCGCCUCCGUGAAUCAUGGAUGUCCCUUCACUCGCUCAGUCUUAACCUCUACAGGCUUCUUAAUGGUCACCGAGCAUCAGGGGAAACAGAUUCUUCCUUUUACGCACACGAGGCAGAUGAUUGCCUGGAGCUUGACCAGAGACGUGCGCCAUUCGAGGAGGCCGGUUCACUCAGAGGCAGCGGAUCUACAGGCAGAGCCAGAGCAGAUGGUCAUCCAGCCCAGGAGCCUGACUGGCCUUAUGAGGGCUCAGGGUCGGGCAGAGGGUCAGGAUUCGGAGCUGCUGGGAGAUUUGUUACAGGUCAUGAUGGUGAAGGUCAGAUAGCUGAUGGGCAGUUCAGUCCUGGAGGUAAAGUCAAAAUUCCCCCAGAGCUGAGAGGGAAGACUGUAGAUGAUGUGGACUCGAUGGUAAUAGGAAGAGGCUACGAGGUGCAGAAGGAUGGAGGAGAUCAGUGUGGAGCAGGUUUGGUGAGGAGAGGAGGAUCCAGGAGUGGAGGGAGGACAAGAGAAUGGGUUGAAGAGCAUGCAUCUGGUGUAGAGGAUCUUGAUUUGGAGGGAAAAUAUGGCUUAAGUAAGGGUCUGUAUGAAAGUGAAGACCAAGCUGGAGCUGGACUCGCAAGAUCCAUCAGAACCUCAGACGCCGAAUUUAGGAAAAGGCAGCCAUCUCCGUACAAACCAGGUGCAGCUCACGGAUUAAUGGAGAGUGCCGUGAGAGAGCACGAUCGUGAUUGGGAGGCUCUUCGGAGAGAGUUCGAGGCUUGGCUUCGUAAGGAAAACGACAAACUCUCAGCAGUUGUGAACAACCAAAGAGUUUCGAGCGCCAAAGAAUUGAAGAUAAGACAGAAUACACUCAAGGGUUUGCGUGCUGGGGUGACCAGGGGUCAAGCUCUGUUCCAGCAGCUGAUGGACUCGUGGCAUUCUGAUGCUGGAGGAGAAGAUGUGAGUAUGGAGGAGCUGCGGUACAGAUGGAUGCUCUACAAAUCCAAACUGAAGGACGCAGAAAAUGUCAAAGCUCGGCUCAAACGCAAGGGUGAAGACAUCCAGCAGGAGGAGCUCAUCCGAACUUCAAAGGGGAAGAGUUGCUGUGGGUUCCUGUACCGUGUCUGUCGUGUGGCUCUCCCUCUGCAGCUGCUCCUGCUGGCUCUGCUGCUGCUGGCCUUCCUGCUGCCCAUGAUGGACGAAGGCACCAGCUGCUCGCUGUCCAACAACUUCGCCCGCUCCUUCAACAUCAUGCUGCGUUACCACGGCCCGCCGCCCACCUAAACACGCACCCACGCACACCUACACGCUCCGGAGAAGCUUUUUCUCAGAGCCCCCCUCCUUCCCUGACCAGUAUACCUGUGGAAUGUAAACCUUAUGUAAUGGACUUAAUACUUUUCCAAACGCUAAAAGUGAAAAACAAAGGCCUGCGGAGAUGCACAGUCUACAGCUCAUCCUGCGUCCCCCAGAGUCGACUACUUUAGCUUCAUAUUUCACACUCGGCUGGGCCCAGCAGAACAGGAGCUCGUGUGUGCGUAUGUACGUAUGUGUGUCUAUGCAUGUGUGAGUGAGUGGGUGGCUCGCUUUGACACUCGCAACCUGUUCCACAUGACUCAAGCUGUUCCACUCUCUUCAUCCAUUCGGAGGAGGCAGUGGAGUGCAGAAGCCCUUUACAAGGCAUUUCUGUCCUGCUUUGCUGUUCCACUGCGCUGCACCGCACAAUAGUGCUACUGUAUGUGCUCAGUUGGCAUAAGUAACCUGCUUUUUCUCAUGCUUCAUUUCAGAAAAGCAGAAUUUCCCCAGGCCAUAUUUUAAGCCUGAAAAACUCUAGUUAUGGCUGUUUGUUUACUAUAUAUUGCUUAAAUAGGAUAACUAAACUUAAAUAUGAAUUCCACCAAUUUUUCACAAUUUCUGCAUAAUUUUACACAUCUUCUGAGUUUCUGUAUGUAAUGCUGUAUGUAAUCUGAAAAAAAUCAUUUUUUGCAGACUAUUUUGUCUUACAACAAGCUACAUGUACCCCUCCAGUAUUAAUGGAUUUAUAUAUUUUAGACACAAAUCUUCUCAGAACCAUUUUAAAACAUUGUCACAGGCAUCAGGCAGUGAAUUCAUAACCAUUUCAUGUAAUAACUUUCUGUGAGGGAGCUUUUCAAGACAGUAAACUCUUUGGAUGUCUGGUUCCUAUCACCACUGAAUCGGCAUGUUUUUCUAAAACGGAGCAUUUCACACAGAACCACUAAACUACAUAAACAGAAUGACACUGUUUACAUCUCAACCAUUUAAUUAUGCAGAAAUGUUGAAAAAUGAGGAAUUCCCUUUUAAAUAAGUUCACUGCAUAGUUAGUUACACCAGAGAUAAUGUAAAAGAAAGAAGAAACACUUCUCGAAUGGGAUAGUUUGUAAUAUUUAAUAAUAGCAAUCAGUAAAAGAGCUAGGCGAAUUGUUGGUAAAGGUGUAAGCAGGAAAGCUCCUUGUUUUGGAGAUGUGCAGGCAUAGUAGCCAAAACAACUUGGGAAGAAAAAUAUUUUUGUACACUAUUUGAGCCAAAUACCACAAAAUACCACUGUCAUAAGAAUUUUGUUAGAUUUUACCAGUUUUGACAGAUUUUGCCAUUUUCCACUCAACCCAAUAGAACAAAAUUAGCAUAUACAGAAACUGUUACUUCUCUAUAAAAUUGAAUUAAUGUUGACAUAUUGUCAGUUUGUUAGUCAAACAAUCCACUUGGUUAUUAUUAUUAUCAUUUCUGUCUUUAAUGAAUUACUUUUAGUCAGUUCUUUAUCUACUUUAUCUACACUUCUGACUUUUCUCCUUUUGUUUCAAUGUCAAGAAAUGGCAAAAACAUGACGAGCGUAAAGAUGGAAAGUUUUUUUCCUUCACAACACAAUAACUUUUCAUCAGAUUCAGAUCAUCAUCCCAGAUGAAGCCACAGCCUUCUGUGUCCAGGUGUCCAAGAGAGUAUAAUUGUUCUCUGUUUCUCUCUGGGUGGGUGAUGGUCCUCCCUCGCCCCUUAUCACUCAGUCAGAGAAUUAGCAGUUAGUGUUCUCCUCCAAGCGUGUUGAGCUGUUCACGCUUGACAAAUGACCAGGUUAUAGCAGCUUAAACCAUAUUUUUUAAUUUCGGGGUGGACACGUUUCGGCUCAUGCUGUCCUCAGCACCAUAGGCAAGGCUAGUUUAUUUAUAUAGCACCUUUUAUACUCUGCGGUCAUUCAAAGUGUUUUACAAAUGAGAAAAUACAGAGAUAAUUCAGAUUAGAAUUUGAAAAGAUAUAUGAGGAUAGAAAUUAAAAACAUGAUUAAAACAUGAUUAUAAACAAAUUUAAAAGAGGAGAAAUUAAUCAUUAAAUUAAAAAAUUAAUAAAGUAGGACGGUGAAGUGCUGUUACAGGCUAGAAGUGCAGUAGAGCUAACAGUGUUUAAACUGAGCUGAAAGCUGCUCAAAUAUGAACGCUUUGAGCCUGGAUUUAAAGUGUCCAGUGUCGGGGCUCUUUUAAUGCUCUCUGUCAACUGGUUCCAUUUAAGAGCAGCAUAGUAACAAAAUACUCAAAAGCAAAAGUCAAGUUAUAAUAAAUUGUUCCCUUUUCUACUUACAAAAAAAAAUUCAAAUUUCUCCACUAGUUUGAGAAAUCAUUUUUAAAUAUUUUUUUUGCUACGCUUUUACAACUAGGCCUUGAGCACUGCAUUCUGGUCUUGUCUGGAAAACCAGUCAAUCAUCCUGGAUCUUUCAAAGUAGCAGAUGGGAUAAAAAUUGAUGUUUGACGUAUUUUUAUAUAUUUGGCGUAGACUAUCUGUGUCCACCACAUAUUUAUAGAGCACUGAACACGUUUGUAAGGGAUGUUUUCAGGUUUGUUUGUUAACAUAUUAGUUGCCACAAACUGAAGCUGUUCCUGGAAAUCGGUGUAUAUAUUAAAGAUGUCUCGUUGUCUGUUGUCAGGAGACAAAUGCUCAUCAUAUUUAACUUGCUAUGCACUGUUCAUAUUUGCCUCAACAUGAAAUGUUGGUCUUCGGAGGUUCUCUGGAAAUAAUUAUGUUAAAAUCGCGUUUCUCAGCACAUCGCGGCAUCUUGGCAUGAGCUGCGAUCAGCACGUCAUUGUUGGUUUCUUUUUAUAAGUGUGCUUUGGAGGGUCCAGCUCAUGGAAUGAAAAUAGCCCAGUUUGGGGGAGAAUGUCCUUUUUUGAGCAGAUUUCGAAGCCGCUCUGUGCCCCUUGUUGACCUCUGAGCUGUGUGUCCUUUUCUUCUGCUCGCAUUUCUCAGCUGGGAGUUCUGUAGGCCCAACUGUUUCUACAGCAACCAAGACCAAAAUCCAGUUAUUCUAUUAGGAUCCCGAAAUGAAUGGCAGUUUAAAAGCUUUCUUUUUUCAUAUGGUUUUGUGUGACUUAGAUUAUGGCUGUUUGUAUUGUGCAGAACAGCAAACGUUUUACAGACAGGGGCGCUGAAUGAGAGCCCGCCAAAGUGAAAAGCUCUGCUGGUGUGCAUGUAUUUUGUGUACUUCAUUCAUCGCCAUUGGGAGACAGUAAAUCUAAAUCAUAGAAAGCUUGCAUGGCUUUGUGUUUUGGAGCAGUGUUAAAGGGGUAGUUUGGGUAAAGAAUCAUAUUUACACAGUUUUCUGUUUACUCAAGAUGUAUUAAAUCAGCCAUGAUGUGUUUGGUGUCCAAAUUUUGCUACUUUAGUUUAGAGGGGGCAGUCGUGGGCUGGAGGUUUGGGAACCAGCCUCGUGACCAGAAGGUCACUGGUUUGAUCCCCUGAGCUGACAGUAUGUGACUGAAAUGCCCUUGAGCAAGACACCUAACCCCCAACUGCUCCCUGGGCGCUGUGGAUAGGGCUGCCCACCGCUCCGGGCAAGUGUGCUCACUGCUCCCUAGUGUGUGUGCAUUCACUAGUGUGUAUGUUGUGGUGUUUUGCUGCAUGGAUGGGUUAAAUGCAGAUGUGAAAUUUUCCCACUGUGCAACUAAUAAGGGUCACUUAAUUAGAGCUACGAGGCUAAUGUUGCUAACAAACACUAGAAUUCAGUGGGCACCCAAAUAGCCCAAAUCAUGUCCUUAAAUCACUAUACAUCACCAGAACUUCUCUCAACCUGCUCAAAUUGCAUGUCUUCAUUAAGCAUGAAUUUACAUAGAUUUUCUAAUUCUUGCUAAAAUGAAACUGAUGGAUAAAAUUCCCUUGCUGGAGAAGACAGAGCCUUAAAGACUCAACUUUCAUUCAGAAACAGUGUUUGAAGCUGUUCUUGAGCUGUUUCAGAGUUUUCAAACAGCAUCAGCUGUUCAGUUGUAGUCAAACAUAACAGGCUGUGUUGUGCAGAGUACAUAUACUGUGAUUUGCCUUUUCUUCCUUGUACUUAGAGAAAAUAUUUGGGUGACUAUUGACUCAUGGUUUUUUAGCGACAGUAACCUCGUAGCUCCAGUUCUAAACUAAUGAAGCAAAAUUCAGACACCAAACAUGCCUUCGCCGAUCAACUACAUCUGGAGUAAAUAGAAAAUAGUGUAAAUUAGAUUUUUGGCCGAACUAUUCCUUUAAAUACACUCUUACUGUACUGCUAUACUGUAUGGCUUUUAUGAAACCUUCAUGUUUUUAGCAUUCUUUUAAACAAUGCAAUGCAACACCUUCCUGUUUACUCAUGAAGAAUUCUUAAUUUAACUCAAACUUCAUUUCUACUUGAUGAAAAGUUGCAACCAUUGUAACCAAACUAGUGUAGAUCAUGUUCAUCUGCACUUAAUCAGUUGAAAUAUGCUGCAUUUCAGACGUUUUGCUUGUGAUUUACUGCACUGCGAUGAUUUUAUGUCAUUUUUUUUGUCCUUGCAAACCCUUUAAAAUUUCAGUAGCACUUUAUUUGAAGGCUGCCUACAUAAUGACUUCAUAACACAUGCAUAAGCAUUGAAUGAGAUGAAUGAGAUAUAAAGCAAGGCUUGGGUAAAUAUGAAUGGCGUAUGCCAGUGAUCACAAGAUGGCAUAAGAUGUAUGAGGUAAACGACAUUAUACUGACAAAAGCCUUUAAAUUAAAGUGACAUUAGGUACAUUUAUAACACUGUUAUGAUGCAUUGUUCCCACGUAAUAGGACUUAUAAGGCAGAGGCCUUAUUAGGAGCACCGUGUAUGCCUGUUUGAUGCUUUUUGAAGUAUUUUAGUAUCAAAAGUAAAUAAAAGAAAUUGCAGCUUUGUUAACUUGUUAAAUGGAAACAUUUAAAACUUGUAGGACAUUCCUAACUGUGUCUCUGUUCUGUUACGAUGCUUCAUAACAGCGUUAUAAAUGAAACAACUGUCUCACUUUAGUUUAAGGCCCCUUAUGUCAAUGCAGUGUCAUCUAACAUUUUAUGUCACCUUGUGAUUACUGCCGUAAGCCAUUCAUAACUCAAGUAUUGGUAUAUAAAUCUGCCAUUCAAUGCUUAUACUUGUGUUAUAAGGCGUCUAUGUAGGUAGCCUUCAAAUAAAGUAUUACUAGAAGUUUAGAUGUCCACUGUGUAGUGGACCUUUACAGAAGACCGAUAUGAUAUUGUAUUAUACCUCACAGCAGCAUGUGUAGGAAUCAAACUGCUCAGACGCACACUGGGGCUGAACCUGAAGUUGGCAUGAGAUGGUGCUUUAGCAUUGCUCUGAUUCCAAUGCUAAUAUCAGUUGACUUAUCUGUAGCACUGUGCAUGACCAAGAGAAUAUUCUGUUCAGGACCAGAUGAUGUUUUCGCAAUGUGGUAAAUGAGAACCGAUUAUGCAAAUAUUUGGAGAUUUUUCUGCAUAUAAGCUUUCAAUGUUGACCACUUGCUAUGUUAAAGAAGUGUAUGUUGGGCUAUAGCGAGUCCAUCCAUUUUUGCAAAGGUUCAAUCGUUUAUUUUCCUACUAUAUUUUGAAAUGUAUGACAUGCCUAUAUUCUAUCUUAAAGCUGAUAUAUUUAACCGUUAUUUUUGUAUUGUUCCCUUGGCAAUAAAUAUGCAACAUACAUGCAAUGUCUGAA
Colossoma macropomum (tambaqui) is the source of this 9229-nucleotide messenger RNA. It is a transcript of the gene syne3, whose product is annotated as spectrin repeat containing, nuclear envelope family member 3. NCBI's taxonomy places the organism in Eukaryota, Metazoa, Chordata, Actinopteri, Characiformes, Serrasalmidae. Gene Ontology annotation, molecular function: actin filament binding. The coding region runs from base 138 to 3581 and encodes 1147 amino acids. Gene Ontology annotation, cellular component: meiotic nuclear membrane microtubule tethering complex; nuclear outer membrane; cytoplasm. The record is from RefSeq and is a predicted model, not a curated record. Gene Ontology annotation, biological process: nuclear migration. The transcript has 18 exons.